Messenger RNA from Nothobranchius furzeri (turquoise killifish), 2691 nucleotides. It is a transcript of the gene soul3, whose product is annotated as heme-binding protein soul3. The record is from RefSeq and is a predicted model, not a curated record. Gene Ontology annotation, molecular function: heme binding. NCBI's taxonomy places the organism in Eukaryota, Metazoa, Chordata, Actinopteri, Cyprinodontiformes, Nothobranchiidae.
AAACAUUAGACUCGGCUCAGCAUCGAAGCGUCACGCUCCUCCGCACGGGUGAAGUAGAAGAUCCUCUCUUCUUCUUUUGAAUCUUCUAGUGUUCCCAGCUGAGGAACACGAGCAGCGGGUCAGACGGCAGGCGCACGUAUGGCUAACUCAGCCCGGUGUAGCUUAGCAGCGUCUGGUUUGUUAACCAGACCCCGGCUGUCUUAAUCUGGACAAACUGUCCACCGCCGCUGCGAAGUGGAGCACAAAGCGUAGAUCCACCCCCCGCUAGAUAAGUAGCUGCAACUUUUAGAUAAACAACUCUCCACUCGGUAGGAAACUUGCUACUUUAGAAAUGGACCGAGGUGGUUGUCAGAUGAGCGGCGGUGACAGCGGCAGCAGCACCGAGCGGAACGGGAUGAUCACCCUGGAGGACCUGGAGUCCUUCUCCGAGGACCAGCUCUCAGACUCGGGCAAUGGUAGUCUGGAAGAGGAAGCAGAAACCAUGGAGGCGGACGACAGCUCAGACCGACUACUCCAUUACUGGCAGGAAGUAGCGAGGGGUCAUCAAGUGGAGGUGUCCCAAGAAAUGGCAGAACCCAUUCAACAACUAAGCAGCAACAACUAUGGACGCAGUCAAAGAGAACAUGUUCCUUUCACUCUCCUAAUGCGAAAAGAGAAGUGUGGGGAGUUGCUGUUUGAGAAACGCCACUAUGAAAAGGGCCACUGGGCUUGUAUAACGAUGCGGGAGGACACAUAUGAACAGAGCAUCUGCUAUGGUUUCAUGAAGAUAAUGAGAUAUAUCUGUCAGCAGAACUCCGUAGGCGACUACCUUGGCAUGACUCUGCCCAUUGUGACAGUAGUGCGAACAAAUGAGGACCAUUCUGUGAUCUCCCAGGAAGUCACUGUAGCUUACUUCCUUCCUGUUGAGCACCAGGCCCAGCCGCCACAACCUUAUGACAAUGAGAUCAUCAUCGAGGUCUGGCCUGCCGCUACCGUGUACACAAGAGCUUUUACUGGGCCCACCAACGAAGUGACCAUCAUCAACCAAAUCAACGCCAUGGCAGAGCUUCUGGGCUCUCCAGGCGUGUGCGUCAACGACUCCUUCAUAGUGGCCGGCUACACCAACCCGGCGCACAGCCACCGUCAGAAUGAGAUCUGGUUCCUGGAGCGACGCUGAUGGGAUGGUAGCCUCCUACCUAUGACCCUUUAGCCUCAAACUCUCUUAACACUGCCCCAGCUAGCUCUGCCACAGCCUCAGGUGCACAUCAUCUUCAGUCUCUAUCCCUACCUGAAACGACCACCAGCCUAACACACUCCAAAGCAGAUAGAAAAAAGAAAGAAGGUUUUAUUUCACUUACAAGAGCUGAUGCUAAUGACUGCCACUCAUGAACCAGAUGUAAAUGUAGAGCACUGCAUUGAAGAUGGAAACAAAACUUUCCUAAAAUUGUGAUUGUUUAAGCUGUUAGUGCUCUGUGAGUAUAGUGACCACUGAGUGGUGUCAGAAAUGUGCAACAGUCUGCCUAUUCACGAGAAAAUAGGCUCCCAGCGGACACGCAGCCUUACUGUGACCCUUUCAUUGAUGUCUAGCCAUGUUAGUGACUCCAUCAUUCUAUCGCUUUCGUUCUUUCAUCACUGGAUUUGUUUUAUCAAGUACAGCUCUUGGCUCUGUGGUAUGCCUGUAACAGUUUUUAUUGUCUUUCAACAAUAAGUGCAAUAUCUCAUUAAACGACCAAUAAUCAAACAAGCCAGUUUCUGGGCCUAGGAGCCCAACCGAAUCAUUGUCAUGGUUAGGGGAUGUGGGAACGAGAAGUCCAAAAACUGUCCCCCCAGAACAGAACCAGUGGCUUGGAUCGUGUUUAGACUCAGCACAAACGUCGACACGAAUAUCCAGACUGUAACAUGUUUGUGCAGACUGUAAAGCUACAGGGCAUCAAGCGUCUGCAAACCAAAUGCUGAGAACAGGUCGUACUGCUAAUCGACAAUCAGAACCUACAGCAGAUUACGUCUGAUGUCACUGACACAACAUAAUGCAUUCCUGUUUACACACACCCAAGUAUUUAUCAGUGUAUGUUAUAACAUGUUCUCUCACUUCUUACUACAUUGUGUCAACGUCAGUGAGAAUUCACUGAUGUAUUGCAAACACUACUGCUGCUAAGUGGAGACAAUGCAAUCACAAAAAGUGUAAGUGCACAGAGAAUAUCUACUGUGAUAAUAGUCCUUAUGGUAAAAGUCUAUGUUCUGUUUUAGUUGGAAUCUCUUAAUGUUCUUUCAACGCAUCUUUCACAGAGGUGUGGGAAUGUUUCUGCUCUGAACAUGUGCGUUAACUGCUGGGGCAUGGGGGAAAUACAACUGGAAGCCAAUGAGCGAAAUCAUCACCGUGUGAUGGUGUUUCCUCUGACAGGAGGAAGUUGUUAGUGGGUUUUGUUGGGUUGGGAAGGUUGCCCCGUCCGAAAUAAAACUGAUUCAAAAGACUUUAAUUAAUUGAAAUAACAUCCAAAGAGUUUAUUUUAAGGUAAAAUGACAGUAGCAUUUAUCUGUAUAAAAUGUGCAAAAGCCAUUAUACAUGUAGCUUGUUGUUUUCCUUAAAAAUCAUACUUAAUACUUUGUUUUUCUUUCUUGUAUCUUUAGUGUGAUGUAUUGUGAAAAUGUACGUAAGUGCGUCAUACUAGCACUACUGUGGUUUUCUUUGUUCAAUAAAAUAUGCUGGUAUCA